This is a messenger RNA of Pocillopora damicornis (cauliflower coral), 3383 nucleotides long. RefSeq names its product stromal membrane-associated protein 1. NCBI's taxonomy places the organism in Eukaryota, Metazoa, Cnidaria, Anthozoa, Scleractinia, Pocilloporidae. Gene Ontology annotation, cellular component: cytoplasm. Gene Ontology annotation, molecular function: GTPase activator activity; metal ion binding. The record is from RefSeq and is a predicted model, not a curated record.
CGUAGAGACCACACCACCGAUUUGUGAUCGCAGGCUCACACCGGUUUACGCAAGAGCUUCGGCCAUCUUGACUGUGAACGCUUGGUACAACGUAACGGAUAAGACUUUCUGCGUCCAGUAUGUCUUCAAGAGCACAGAGGGAUAAAGGACAGGCACAGAACACAAAUCAGGCUAUUUUAUCAGAGUUACUGAAAGAGGAAGAGAAUAGAUACUGUGCCGAUUGCGGGGCUAAAGGGCCUCGAUGGGCUUCGUGGAACCUGGGUGUUUUCCUGUGCAUUCGUUGUGCCGGUAUACAUCGAAAUUUAGGGGUACAUAUAUCAAGAGUGAAGUCUGUGAACCUUGAUUCAUGGACUCCGGAACAGAUGGACAGCAUUCAGCAGUGGGGAAAUAAACGAGCAGCAGAGUUUUGGGAAUGUUAUCUGCCGUCCGACUUUCGCCGACCGCAAACUGACUCAACAGUAGAGGCAUUUAUCAGAAGUAAAUAUGAACGAAAACAAUAUUUAAAGAAAGACGGAUUACCUCCAACUAGAUCCACCUCAAAUUCUGCCAAAGAAACAAAAUCUUCAGACAAGAGGAAAAGGAGGGAAAAGAAGGAAGAAGGCAUAUCUAUAACCCCUCUUAAAAUUGAAGCUGAAAAGAAAGUUGCUCCUGCUGUCAGUUCAGUGGCUCAACCACGCCCACACUCCCACCCUCCCCCAGUAAAAGCACCUGAACCAGCCAAACCUGCUGCUCUGGUUGAUCUACUGUCCUUAGACACCCCAGCACCUGCCCCAGCCGGAGCACCUGCACCAGUCAGUUCUGCUGGUUUGCUAAAUUCUCUUGCCCAGCCUAUGCCUGCUGCUUCACAACCUGCCAAGACUGGUUUAGAGAGUGAGCUGAUUGAUUUUGGUGCAUUUCAAGCAAACACCACAAUUGACACUGGCUUUAGCCAAUCACAGCAGCAGCUCAACACACAAGUACCUCAAGAAUCAAACCAAGAAUCUCUUCUUAAAGAUGACUCUACAACCAAUAAGUCAACUAAAGACAGUAUAAUGGCACUGUAUGCACCGAAAACACAGGGAAGUCAACCUCAAAUGUAUGGUGUCCCUGGUGGCAUGUACAUCCCUCCACAGCAACACCAGCAACAGCCUCUCCCUAAUCAGCACCCAGCAAUGUUUAACAGGAUGGGUGCAGUUCCACCUCAGGGCGUGGGUGCAGUUCCCCCUCAUGGAAUGCCAGUGGGAAUGGGAGUACCCCGUCAACCAGCAUUCAUGCAACAACAACAGCAACAGCAGCAGCAGGUGGCUCAGAUUCAGCAACAAAUGCAACAGAUGCGACUCAAACAACAAAUGCCACCUCAGCAGAUGAAUAUGCCAAAUGGAAACCCAAACAUGUUUGCAUCUGCACAGCCAUCAGUUUCAAAUGGUUGGAUGCCGCAGCAACCAAUGUCUUUUCCCCAGCAGCAGCAUCCUCAGUUUGUCACCACUGGACCUAUUCCUAAUGGCAUGGCAGGCUAUGGAGCUUAUCCAAUGGGAUCGGUCCCUGGCUCAGGCCAAACUCUGAGCCAUCAGUUGUGGAAAUAAAGAAAAAUCAAGAUGUUUUCAAUAUGUAAAUAAUGAUCAUAGUAAUAUGAUUAAUUAAUAUCUUGUAUAUUUGGUUACCGGUACCUGCACUUGGUAACUGAUUCGUUUAAAAGGGCAACCAGAGAAAUGUGGUUGUUUUAAUGAGACUCAUUUGCAUGUAAUCUAUCUUUGGUGUAAGAACUAAGCUUUACCUCAAGCCUUAUCUGGUAUGCUUUUUUAAUGGAAUGGGUUGGAGUUAAAGAUUGAGGGAAUAACUUAUGACAGUUAUGGUUUGAUUUUGAUAUUACAUAACUAUAAGAUGAGGUAGUGUAAAACUAGACGAUACAUGCAAAGAUCCUAGGUGGCGGUCUGAUAAUUAUAAUGUGCUAUCUGCUUGAGAAGAAACAUUGGAAUCUCGUGCACAUGUGCUGUAAAUUCUUACGCCACGCUUUCAGACGACUUUGUUGUUGCCACCCCAAAUAACCCAUAACUUACAAACUUAUGUAGAAAAGAGAAAUGCAAAGAAAAGCAGGGAAUCUUCUUUAACAUAUUUUGCUAGUUAUGUAGCCCUGUCAAGUAUGGAACUGUUGUUUCUUUCAUUUCAUUUAUGAUCAUAACAUUGUUUCUGUCAGUGCAAUGAUUUCUAUUGAUGUGGGGGACUGAUUACGCUGGGGAAUGCAAUUGCCAUCAUCAUCAUCAUCAUCAUCAUUCUUAAAAGUUUCAUGAGUAAUACUAGUGGUAUUGUUAUUAUAAUUAUUAUUGUUGUGGUUAUUUUCUUCAAAGUUGCCAGUUUUUGGCUGUUGCUAUAGCUCAGCCAUGUCACCAAGAAUCUAAAAAUAGUUUUGAAGCAGUAAUUUUAUAUGUACCAUACAGAAGUGGUAACUCUGGCCUCUGUGCUAAAGGAAAGCAGUUGCACAGCAAAUCUCAAACCCUUCUUAUAGUAUGGGUUUGUCAAAAACCCUUUGUGUUCAUAUCUGGAAAAGGAAGUGAGCUAAAAGUUUGUUUCAGAGAGCAGGUGUAUGAAUAGUUUCAGUUGAGGUUCAGUCGUAUAUCAGAAAGAAACAUUGCAAAUAAUGUACUUCCUGGAAUAAAAUUUAAACUUUUGUGCCAUUUUGAUUCUUAGAUGAAUUAAAAAAGGGACUAUUCUUGAACUGUGAAUCAUGCAGUGCAAAACAUUUUUGGAACACCCGUCUUGAAAUUUCUUCUUGUCAGUGUGUUGAAUUAAGUUAUUGAUAUUACAACUGAGUGCAUACUAUUGAUAAAUUAAAAAAUUUUCCUUGUCAUUUCUCGCCAAAGGGUCAAAGUGAUGAUAUACAAUUUCAUGCAGUUCUCUGGAGUUGUGUUCUGUUAAUUGUCAGUUAACACUCUGAUUCCUUGUAUCCAUCUCAACACCACCACUGUAUUUCAUGAGGUGUUAAAUUUUUUGAAACUGAGGGGUAUUGACCUCAUUAUAUUUUGAGUUAAUCUUUUCUCUUUAACUGAGUUUGUUUAAAAUUGUGACCAGUUAAUCAUCAAUUGUUUUUCAGUCUAUUAUUUUUUUGUACAUUUAGCUUACAGUCUUUGCAAUUAAUUUAAUUUUAAAUGAUUCUUGUAAAUGUAUAUGGUGCUCUGUCUUUCCCUUGGCCUUCAUAAGCAUUACCUUGUUAAUUUUUGUUCAGUUUUCAUAUUUACUGCAUAAGCUACUGAUAAAGAAGAUCCCAGUUUGUACAUUCAAGGUGUACUAUUGACAGUUUUGAAAACUAACUGCCUUUAAAUAAGAGGAAACCUUUGAAAUGAUUAUUGUUUAAUAUGAUGGAUAGGCAUGGUAGAAUUGCUGCCAAUAAACUUAAAUUAUCAAUGGUG